Molecule: messenger RNA, 1200 nt
Organism: Metschnikowia bicuspidata var. bicuspidata NRRL YB-4993
Lineage: Eukaryota; Fungi; Ascomycota; Pichiomycetes; Serinales; Metschnikowiaceae
Gene: KRR1
Product: ribosome biosynthesis protein
Exons: 1
Coding region: 153-1190 (345 amino acids)
Cellular component (GO): small-subunit processome; nucleolus
Molecular function (GO): RNA binding
Source: RefSeq, a predicted model, not a curated record
GGUGAAUCCACAGAAAACGUAUAGCUUUCCGGCAGCUAAGAGAGCUAUUCAACAAAGACAGAAAUAUCUUUUUUGGAGACUCAUUGACUCUAUUGUCGUCUUCGUAUUUUAAUCUGUGGCUAUUGCUCUGAAACAAUCACAUAUUUAGGAAAAUGCCUUCUACACACAACCGUGACAAGCCCUGGGAUACAGAGGACAUUGACAAGUGGAAGAUUGAAGAGUUCAAACCAGAGCACAAUGCAUCAGGCCAACCUUUUAGUGAAGAAUCGUCUUUCAUGACGCUUUUUCCGAAAUACAGAGAAAAUUACUUGAGGACCGUAUGGGCUGAUGUCACGAGUGCGUUGGAGGGGCACAAUCUUGCCUGUCAACUAGACUUGGUUGAGGGAUCGAUGACUGUCAAAACAACAAGAAAAACCUUUGACCCGGCUAUAAUCUUGAAAGCCCGCGACUUGAUCAAGCUAUUAGCGAGAUCCGUACCUUUCCCACAAGCUGUCAAGGUGUUGCAAGAUGACAUUGCUUGUGACGUGAUCAAGAUCGGCAGUUAUGUCUCUAACAAGGACCGCUUUGUUAAGAGAAGACAGAGAUUAGUAGGUCCUAACGGUAACACCCUCAAAGCUUUGGAGUUGCUUACCAAAUGUUACAUAUUAGUGCAAGGUAACACUGUUAGUGCUAUGGGCCCAUACAAAGGCCUCAAGGAAUUAAGAAGAGUUGUGGAGGAUUGCAUGAAAAAUGUCCACCCGAUCUAUCAUAUUAAAGAGUUGAUGAUCAAACAGGAAUUGGCAAAGAACCCGGAGUUGGCGAACGAAGACUGGUCAAGGUUUUUACCAAACUUCAAGAAGAAGAACGUGGCACGUAAGAAGGCCAAGGAAACCAAGAAACCUAAGGUCUACACGCCAUUCCCACCAGCUCAACAGCCUAGAAAGAUUGACUUCCAAAUUGAGAGUGGUGAAUACUUCUUGGGCAAGAAGGAGAAGCAGCGGAAAGACUUGCAAGAGAAAAGAGCCAAGCAAGAAGAAGUUUCCGAGGAAAGAAAAGCUGAGAGAAUCAAAGCAUUUGAGGCUCCUGAGGAAGCUACUCGUGAAAACCGAUUGCUUGCUUCCAGUGCAGGCGAGAUAAAAGACAAGAAGGAGAAGAAAGAAAAGAAAGAAAAGAAAGAAAAGAAAGAAAAGAAGGACAAAAAAAAAGACUGAUGACAAAGAG